ACCAUAAAACUGAAAGAAGUUCCGAAAGAAGCUCUGGUGUUGCUGUCUGGUUGCUGGGAAUAUGGCUAAUAAUAGGUAGAGACGUAUUUAUUUUUUUAAUGUAUUUUUCAUAAUGAUUUUGUCCAGUUAGUAAUUAGUGAGUUUGUUUUUUAUGUAGUGGUUUUAGAAGAUUUGAACUAGCUGUUCAGUGGAAACCAGAGAAAGUAGAGGACAAUUUGGGUAUCCAUUUCGUUGGUGGUGUAAGUUUUCAGAUGACUAUUCCAUCCAGGGUGAACUAUCAGAAACUUUGUGAUAAUCUGAUUCGGAGAAUACGGCGUAGAGACGAAACAAUACAAGAUAGUGUUGUGAUUACAGGUUUCACUUACUGUCUUCCAGAAUGGCAGAAUGGUGUUUUAUUUCAUUAUGCAAUGCCUAUUGUCGAUGAUGAUAGCUUAAAUGUGCUUUGGAAUUUUAUGGCACAAAAUCCUUAUUGUUUGGGUGCUGAGAUACAUGCUGAGCUCAGUGAGGAUCGGGGUGGAGAGGAAGAAGAUGACACAUGGAGCAUGUCAUACGAUCAUGACUAUGAUGACAGAGUGGACGAAGACAAUAAUGAUGAUGAUGAGGAGGAGGAGGAGGACGACGACGACGACGGGAAGGAAGGAGAACAACCUAAUUAUCCUCCAUAUUUUUACUUGUAGGGUAAUGAAGAGGACAAGGAAUUAUCAUAUGCUGAUUCAUAUGGCGUAAUUCCAAGGCCUAUUGUUGGUGGUUUUGAUGGAGAAUUCUACAAGGGGCAAAUAUUUCACUCGAAACAAGCUGCACAGGUGGCGUUAAACACUAUGCACUACAAUGCAACUUUCAGUAUAACAUGGUGGAGUCGUCACCUUCAAUCUGGAAUAUCAGAUGUUUGAUGCACAAGGAGGACAAAUGUCCUUGGAUGGUGUGGUUUGGAUGUCGAGAUGUGGGAGGCGAUUGGAGCGUGAGAAAGGCCGAGUUGGUGCAUACUUGUAGCAGUACGACUCAACCGACGAAUCAUCGCCAUCUUGAUUUCGACGUUAUAUCUGAGUCCGUGAAACACUUGGUACGUGCUCAACCAAAGUUGAGUGUUCUAACUGUGCAGGUCGAGUUGAAAGAUAAGUUUAAUAUGCAAGUUACUUACAAGAAGGCUUGGUAUGGGAAACAAAGAGCAUUGGAGAAGUUGCAUGGAAAUUGGGAAGAAUCCUACGAUUUUUUGCAAACAUUCUUGCGGGUGGUCAAGAGAAAAAUGCCAACAUCGGUGAUUGAUUGGGUAAGAGUUCCUUCGACUCAACCAGGUCAUUCGAUAUUUCAGCGAGUAUUCUGGGCUUAUGGACCUUGUAUAGAUGGAUUCAAGAAUUGUCCAGGCAUCAUGGUUAUUGAUGGAACAUUUCUUACUGGGAAGUGUAAAGGAGUGCUACUCAUGGCGAGCUUAUUUGAUGGCCGGAAGAAGAUUUUUCCAAUUACAUUUGCCAUAGUGGAGAGUGAGAAUACUGAUAGUUGGCCAUGGUUCAUAAGUCACGUUCAGGGUUUGACUGAUCGAAAUGAUGUCCGCAUUAUCUCAGAUAGACAUGCAGGACUCUAUGAAGCCAUGAAUAACAUCGGAAGAGGUUGGGAGUGGAGAUGGUGCAUGCGACACUAUGCAAGCAAUUUGCAAAGGAAGACUAAAAGCAAUUAUGUAUAAGCAACUAUUUCAAGUCGGUAAGCCUUCUUCAUUUAAUUUUGUUAUUUAUUUUCAUGUAAUUUUGUCAUGAAUUUAUCUAACCCGUGUGGUUGUUUAUUUUGUUAGCCGGAGAAAAACGCUUGGAGAAGUUCGAUCGUCAAGUUGAGCAAUUUAAGUAGGUGGCCACGGAUAGAAAUAUUCCAUGUGAUAACUGGGUGGACCAACAUCAAAUUCGUUGGAGUUUAGCACAUGAUAACUACAAUGGUGUGCGUCGUUGGUCUAUCCUGACAUCCAACAUGGCAGAAAGCAUCAAUGGUGUUUUCAAAGGUAUUCGUGCACUUCCUAUAGCUUCUCUUGUGCAACAUACCUAUUGGCGAUUGGUGGAGAAAUUCGAUAAGUACAGGUUGGAGACAGGAGCAGAAAUUAGAAGUGGUCCUUCACAGUACUCCACCAAGUGCGAAGAGCUGAUGAAGCCGUGGUCAUAAAAGGCAGUUGGACAUUCCGUGAUAGCUCUUGAUCGAUGUCAAGGCAUCUAUGUAGUACAGACUCCUCCCAACAAUUUCAACAUGACGGGGUCAAACACACUCACAAUGCACUUUGACGACCCCAACCGGGCAGAAUUUUGCACUUGUGGGAAAUUUCAAGGAAAUAAAAUUCCUUGCUCUCAUGCCAUUGCAGCUUGCAAACGAAUGGGGGCUAAUCCAUAUAGGUUUGUAAACGACGUCUACAAGUUUCAAACAGAGAUGGCUUGUUAUGGGACAAGUUUCACUCCUCUUGGUGAACCUAAGGGUUGGAAGAAGCAUAAUGACCCUACUCUCCAUCCUAAUCUGCACAUGAUUAGAAAGCUGGGGAGGCCAAGAUCAAUGGUUUAAUGAUUAGUAAUUUAAAUAUAUAUUAUUUAUAUUCAAAUAAAAUUAUAAAGGAACA
Linum trigynum is the source of this 2584-nucleotide messenger RNA. The record is from the annotation of a GenBank genome assembly. Lineage: Eukaryota; Viridiplantae; Streptophyta; Magnoliopsida; Malpighiales; Linaceae.